AUGGCUUUAAUUUUAUGCCUCGCGCAUUAUUGCGACACUCAUGGUCCGACCCCGGUUAUGGUAACAGAAGCACUUCCCGUGGGUUGUACUUCGUGUCCAGAAAAAGAUGAAUUUAUCCAUCGAAGACCUAGCACAAGUAGAUCUUUUAGAUCCUCGGAACCUUCUUUAAAUACAAACGCGCGCUCGUCGAAUAGAACAAAUUCUACCGUCUCCGAGACCGAUGUCGCGGCGAGUAGACCUGCUCUGUAUGUGAAUUCAAAUCCUUCAAAUGCUUCGAAUACAACAGGUUCUGCGGUCGAAACACCACCUCAAAGUCCUAGAGCACCUGCUUCGCAAAAUGCACAAAAUACCACCAAUAAUUCGCGACGCGAUUCGAGCUUUCGCAAAACAUAUCCUAGUGAAAAGCCAGGUCCAUGCGAAAAUUGCGCCCUCACUUUACCUAAGAAGACGAAGGAAGAUGCGCCUGCAAGUCCAAAGCCUGCGGCAGGUGGAAAACUCGACAAUGGUCCAAUUUUGCGAACACGGAAACCAUAUGAGCGCAUUGCAGGCCAGAGCACCCCUCCAAAGUCUGCAUCGUCGGAUUCGGAGGAUUCGGAAUGCGCAAUUCAGAAAGAAGAACGGCAAGACCAGCAUCAGGCGCGAAGAUCCUCCGUAAAGCGAUCCGAUACAUCCCCUCCUACCUACACCACUAGAGAAUUUCUCUCGCAUAACCAUUUCAUCGACUACACGUCAACGCAUGAACCUCUACAGCCUACCUCCUUCUCAAUUAUCCGCCAAUCUUGUCUCCGGACCCUCUCUUGCGAAACCCUUCCACCAUCCUCAAAUCCUACACCUAACUCCACGCCCUCCUCCCCAUUCAUCUCUAGUUUCUCCUCACACCUCACCUCUUCCACAACUACCUCUUCCGGCGGUCCAAUCUUUUUUGGCGAUCCAAUGGCGGGCUACACCACAGCAUACAUCUUCCGCAUUCCAGAUCCUUCCGCACGCGGUCGUCGUCGCGUGUAUGCUUUGAUUGCCCUCUCAACUCAUAAAGAACGAAUGGCGAUGCGCACCUUUUCUUUCCUCGACGCCGCGUUUCGCGAAGUUGCAGAUUGGAUUGCGCGCCUUGCCGACGAAGAACUUGCACGUUCUGAAUCAGCGCUUCAGUCUCCUAGACUGGGCGACGAGAGAAAUGGUAAUGGGAAUAGUCAUGGUGUGUUUGGAGGUGGUGGCACGACAACUACACCCACUUCUUCUUUCUUAAGAGGCGGCAACAGGGGACCUGAUGGUAGAAUGGUGGGUGCGAGUUUGAAGGGUAGAGGAUUGGCCGAGUUGGUAGGACUACCGGAUUUCUUUAUUGAGCUGCAUAGUAGAUUUGUGAGGUUGCUUGCGGAGAUUGAAAGGCCUAGAUGA
This is a messenger RNA of Sclerotinia sclerotiorum 1980 UF-70, 1392 nucleotides long. RefSeq lists its product as hypothetical. Gene Ontology annotation, cellular component: cytosol. NCBI's taxonomy places the organism in Eukaryota, Fungi, Ascomycota, Leotiomycetes, Helotiales, Sclerotiniaceae. The transcript has 2 exons. The record is from RefSeq and is a predicted model, not a curated record. Gene Ontology annotation, biological process: positive regulation of GTPase activity; positive regulation of TORC1 signaling. Bases 1 to 1392 code for a protein of 463 amino acids. Gene Ontology annotation, molecular function: GTPase activator activity.